AUGGCACCUCCGAGCUCUCGUACCUCGAGUGUCCGUCCUCCAAGUUCCCGCCCAGGCGUGAGAACAAGUACACGAGCGCCAUCAACACGAUAUGGUUCUUCACUUGCGACGCGCAACGGCGCGGUCUCACCGACUCCAUCUGUCGCUUCAACGGCCACUGUUAACUCCAUCGGCAAUAAGCGCAAGGAACGCGAUUUUGAGGCUGAGGCCAGUACGGAAGAGACAAAUAUCCAGGUCGUUGUUCGAUGUCGAGGACGCAACGAGCGCGAGGUCAAGGAGAACAGCAAUGUCGUUGUUACAGCGGACUCUGUCAGGGGAAAGGUUGUUGAGUUGUCUAUGGGCUCAAAUGCUUUGAGCAACCGCUCUUACAACUUUGACCGCGUCUUUUCUCAAGCAGCCGAUCAAUACAUGGUCUUUGACGACACAGUGAAGCCUAUUCUGGACGAGAUGCUUGCCGGAUAUAACUGCACGAUCUUCGCCUACGGACAAACAGGCACCGGUAAAACAUACACCAUGUCUGGUGACAUGACUGAGACAAUGGGAAUGCUCUCAGACGAUGCCGGCAUCAUUCCUCGAGUGCUCCAGACUCUUUUCACCAAGCUCGAACUCGAAAACGCCGAGAGCACCAUCAAGUGCUCAUUCAUCGAACUUUACAACGAAGAACUCCGCGAUUUACUUGCCUCCGAAGACGGUGCCAAGCUCAAAAUUUACGACGACACAUCGCGAAAAGGCCACUCGAGCACGCUUGUUCAGGGCAUGGAGGAGAAGCACAUCAAGACCGCCAAUGAGGGUGUUCAAGUGCUCCAGGAGGGCAGCUUGAAGCGUCAGGUGGCGGCUACGAAGUGCAACGAUCUCAGUUCUCGUAGUCACACAGUCUUUACUAUCACAGCCUACGUCCGAAAGCCUAAUGAGCAUGGUGUUGAGGCUCUUGUUAGUGCUGGAAAGCUGAAUCUCGUCGAUUUGGCUGGAAGUGAGAACAUUCAGAGAUCUGGAGCUGAAAACAAACGCGCCGCUGAAGCUGGUCUUAUCAACAAGUCUCUCUUGACUCUUGGUCGAGUCAUUAAUGCUCUCGUGGACAAGAGCUCCCAUAUUCCUUACAGAGAAUCCAAGUUGACUCGACUAUUGCAAGACUCUCUUGGAGGCCGAACGAAGACCUGCAUUAUUGCUACUAUUUCCCCCGCGAAGAGCAACUUGGAAGAAACUAUAUCGACACUGGACUAUGCUUUUAGAGCCAAGAACAUCAAGAACAAGCCUCAGCAGAAUCCCAUGGUUGAGAAGAAGACAUUAUUGAAGGAAUUCACCAUGGAGAUCGAGAAGCUCAAGAGCGAGCUCAUUGCUACCCGCCAACGCAAUGGUGUUUACCUUUCCAAUGAGGUAUAUGAGGAGAUGACGGCACAGAGCGAGUCUCGUCGUAUUGUGAACGAAGAACAGACUGCUAAGCUUGAGACUCUUGAAAGCAACCUGCGCAACAAAGUUCAGGAGCUUUUCAGCCUCCAGUCAACAUUUCUGGGUCUCAAGAAGGAUCACGAGGGUACAAGGGCUCAGCUAGACGAUACGAAGGAAGUGUUGGACCAGACUGAGAUUGUUUUAUCAGCAACACGGAAGUCGCUCGCUGAGGAGACCAAGAUCAGAAAGGCGCACCAAAAGACAGAGCAGAAGCUUACCGAAGUUGGCGGAGAACUCAUCAACAAGCUCCAUACGACAGUCCGCGAUGUUGAUGGUCUUCAUGCCAAGAACAGGCGAAAGUCGGACCUUCAGUCCAUCAACCGAAACACAUGGACGACAUCUCAAGAUCAAGUUGCUGAUGUCACAACCAUGGUCGAGCGCCGAAUCGAGGAGUUCCAGGGGGAGCAGCAAGAACAUAUCUCAAGCGUUGGAGAGCGUAUGGGCAACUUUGUUGAUGAGGAACUGCGCAAACUAUCAUCCACACAAGCUUUCCUGGAUGAGCACCUCAAUACCUUUGCCGGGUCUAAGAAGGAAUUGCUUGAAUCUAAGCAAAAGUCGAAGGAAGAUAUGGAUGGAGUCUUGGAGGAGAUCAAGGUUGUUCGUGAUACGGUCAAGGAGCGUAUGGGAGAGAGCCUGCAGUCCAUCUCCCACUCUGCUGAGAGGAUCGCAGCAGAUAUGAUGAGUGAAAUGACUGCUUUCCACGGACAGCUACAUAACUCCUACAGCGCUCUUGGAAAGGACUUCAAGACUAUCUUCGAAGAACUUGUCAAGCACAUUACGGCCCAGAGAGCCGAGUGCGAUAGCUUGAAGCGACAACUACAAUCCGCGACCAAUACCAUCGUCCUACAGAACGCCACUAUCUCUUCUCGAAUUCAAGAUGCCCUGACUGAAGAGCGUCGCCUGGCUGUUGACGACCGCCAGAAGCUCAUGGCUCAGAUCUCGACUCUUAUCAACAACACAGCCGAGACUCAGGAGUCGCGUUUCCAUGUCAAGGCCUCUCAGAUCCAGAAGAGCAUUACUGCUACAAGCACCGACCUCGAGCAGGCCAUUGACACUUACGGCGAGGGCAUGUCCUCUUGGGAUUCCAAGGAGAAUGAGAUGCUCGAGGAAGUCAAGAAGUCUCGGGACACGCUCAAGACGAAGCUCAAGGAUGACUGGACAGCUGCCAAUGACCACAGUAGCUCCAUUCAAGCUACUGCUAAGUCUGUGCAUGCUGAGACUGUUCGUGUUGUCGAUGAGCAGAUCAAGGAUCUCGACGUCCAAAUGGAAGCUCUCGACGACUUCGUCACUCGAGCCAGGACUGAGAACGGUCACCAUCACGAGGCUCACAACCAGUCUGUCAAGGCUCUGUCAAACACUGUCGAGGAGUCUUUUGGAAACAUUUCGGCUCACUUCAAGUCCACAUUCGAUCGUGUCAAGAAUCUGGGCGAGGAGAUGGAGAUUGACCUUGGUGAUCUCCAGGAAGGCCUGGAGCCUUUGAACGAUCAGCUCUGUCGCCCUCUUGCUAACCUGCGUGAGGAUGUCACCAAGACUACUCUUCAAGAAUACCAACCUACCGGUGAAACCCCUGCGAAGGUCCAAUACCACUACCCUACCGAUCUCCCCCGUACUCAAGACCAUGAUCUCAUUAUUUCAAGCAUUGACGAGGUCAUGACACCAACAAAGGAGCGCGAGUCGACCGAUAAGGAUGCUACCAUUGUCUUUGCUGAUCUCGAUUGUCCUCAGAAAAUGGUGAGCUCCCCAGUUCGGCCACCGCAACGUAUGUCCAUGGCUAGCGCCCCUGAACAUAUCGGUAUGCCCUCAAGUCUCAGAGAGGUGAACCCCAAUGUGCCCAAUGCAUCAGGCAACCUCACAACCGGAUCCAUUAGCUUUGACCCUCGGGCCAGCAUAUCAUCCAUGCCUCCCGAGCGCACAAUGCCACUAUUUAAGCGCAACACGCGUGCGACUCGCAGCACAAAGAAGGUUGGCAGCAGGGAUCCCAUCAUCUCUGAGGGCGGCGAGAACACACUCCCGACAGCGCUCGAGGAAAGCCUGUCGAGGAGGAAGAGCCCUAGAAUCAACUAG
Fusarium coffeatum is the source of this 3510-nucleotide messenger RNA. RefSeq lists its product as uncharacterized. The coding region runs from base 1 to 3510 and encodes 1169 amino acids. Gene Ontology annotation, molecular function: plus-end-directed microtubule motor activity; ATP binding; microtubule binding. Gene Ontology annotation, cellular component: spindle microtubule; nucleus. NCBI's taxonomy places the organism in Eukaryota, Fungi, Ascomycota, Sordariomycetes, Hypocreales, Nectriaceae. The record is from RefSeq and is a predicted model, not a curated record. Gene Ontology annotation, biological process: mitotic spindle assembly; microtubule-based movement. The transcript is spliced from 3 exons.